Molecule: messenger RNA, 1522 nt
Organism: Trichoplusia ni (cabbage looper)
Lineage: Eukaryota; Metazoa; Arthropoda; Insecta; Lepidoptera; Noctuidae
Product: sulfotransferase 1C4-like
Exons: 7
Coding region: 304-1338 (344 amino acids)
Biological process (GO): sulfation
Cellular component (GO): cytoplasm
Molecular function (GO): sulfotransferase activity
Source: RefSeq, a predicted model, not a curated record
GUUAAGAGUACCUUGAACGGGUAUAUUAAAAUGUAACAGAAGGCACAUUGCAUGUAUAUGCAAGUCAAUACUUAAGGACAGAUCUCAGUAGGCUGGUAGGCUCCAAGCAACCUACUUGCUUGUGUUGAAUUUGUUUUGGUUUUAACUCAGUAACGCGCCUACUAUCGACACCGGAGCUUGUGCCCGAUCAACUCCAACUUUCACAUACAUUCCGCGUUAUAAACAACAAAAUUAUUAAUUAAAAUUGAAAAGUAUUUUUUUUAUUAUUAUUAUUAAAGACGCAAUAUUAUAAAAAGUGCUACAAUGGGUGUUGAAAACCAGUUUCCCUUCGAGAUUGUAGAUGUAGAACAAGAUCUGAAUAAAAAAUUGUUGAAAUAUUUCACUGGUGAAUACACUGGAUUCGUGCGCGUUGGCCCAAAGAAGUAUUUCUUUCCUCAGAAAUACAAACAGGAGGCUGCGAACAUCUACAACAUGCCGCUGAGACCGACUGAUGUCUUCGUCACCAGUUACCCUCGAUCAGGAACAACGUGGACUCAAGAGCUCGUCUGGAUGGUAGCAAAUGAUUUAGAUUAUGAGACAUCGAACGCUAUACCGCUCACCGAACGUUACCCCUUUUUAGAGUUUUCCAUCUGCGUUCAUCCAGAAAACGAAGUGAAAUUCAGAGAAGAGAACAGUCAUAACGAGGAGAAUCUCAAGAUCCUGGAGUUCGUUUGCCAGCCUGGAACUGACCAGCUCGCUGCUAUUCCAACUCGCCGGUUCAUCAAGUCGCAUAUGCCUCUAUCCCUCCUGCCGCCAACAUUACUCGACACUUGCAAAAUGGUGUACGUUGCGAGGGAUCCCCGAGACGUUGCUGUGUCCUUCUACCACUUGAACAGGCUAAUGAGGACUCAAGGCUAUAUCGGAGACUUUAAAACAUUCUGGAACUUCUUCAUACAGGACUUGCAUCACUGGACACCAUAUUUUGAACAUUUAAAAGAAGCCUGGGACAAAAGAGACAACCCUAACAUGCUGUUCUUUUUCUACGAAGAACUUUCCAAGGAUUUGCCAAGGGCCGUGCGUCGUGUAGCGAAGUUCUUUGGCAAGCAGUUCACGGACGAGCAGGUUGACCGGCUGUGCGACCACCUGAGCAUCGACAACUUCAAAAAUAACAAAGCUGUGAACUACGAAGUCAUGAAAAUCGUCGGUAUUCAAAUACCGGGCGAACAAUCUUUUAUCAGAAAAGGUAAAUCUGGCGGUUGGCGCGAUUACUUCGACGAGGAGAUGACACAACAAGCGGAGCAAUGGAUAGCGGACAACCUGCGAGACACGGACCUGAGGUUCCCUCACUUGGAAAUUUAGAUGAUCGAUCGAUAUAUUAAUUCAGAAAGAAAAGAAUUAAAAGUGUGAUAAACAUUUAUUUCAGUAAUAUACUAUUUUCCAGUUUUCUUUGUAACACCAUAUUUUAAGUAUACAUGGAUCUUGAUUUAAUAAAAAGCUACAAAUACUGCGAUAGCAAUUAGCAAAUAAAAGUUAUUUAUUCCAA